AUGGUGGCCCAUGAAUUGAAGAGCAAUACUUCCGUCACCAGCAGGGGCGCGGGGCCGGUGGAUCGUGAUAAUGCGCAUCUCCAGCGGAUGGGAAAGAAGCCAGUCCUUAAGCGAAACUUCGGCAUUCUAUCGAUCCUCGGCUUCAGCUGUACUAUUCUGGGUACUUGGGAAGGCCUGCUUGGUACCUUCACUGGCCCUCUCACAAAUGGCGGCUCCGGCGGUGCGAUCUAUGCCUACAUAUUCGGAUGGGUUGGCUGUUUUGCCAAUUUUAUGGUCUUGUCGGAAUUGGCCUCCAUGGCGCCCACCGCAGGAGGCCAAUACCACUGGGCUGCCAUGCUUGCCCCGGGCAGAUUUCAGAAGUUCCUGAGUUUCAUUACAGGAUGGUUUGCUGUUCUCGGCUGGCAGAGUGCCUUCGCCGCUUGUGCCUUUUUAACAGGAAAGAUGAUCCAGGGUGCCGCGAUCGUAGGAAACAACCUAUACAAUGCUCUUCCUUGGGAAGGAACAUUGAUUGUCUGGGGUUCGCUCAGUCUCGCAUUAGUCGUGAACUUGCUCGGCGGCAACUUGCUGCCUCGCAUUGAGGCGAUCAUUUUGGUUGUGCAUAUUCUUGGGUUUUUCGGCAUUAUAAUCCCCCUCGUCUAUAUGGCGGACCAUAACACAAAGGAGCAGGUUUUUCUGUCUUUCCAAAAUGGAGGAGGUUUUGCCACGCAAGGACUAUCCUGGUUCGUUGGUAUGACCAGUUGUGCGUUUGCCUUCGCUGGAGGUGAUGCCGCCGUGCAUAUGUCUGAAGAGGUCGCAAAUGCCUCGACCGUCAUUCCCAACGCCCUUAUGAUUAGUGUCGGAAUCAAUGGCUGCCUCGGCUUUGGUAUGAUCAUUGUUAUGAUGUUCUGCGCCGACUCCGACCUCGGUGGUAAGCUGGGGAAAAUCACUGGAUACAACUUUAUGGGUAUCUUCAUGGAAGCAACAGACUCAGUGCCGGGUUCAUUGACCAUGUGCGCUAUCGUUAUCACUAUUUAUGUCUGUUCCCUCAUGGGUCUACUGGCUGCGGCGUCUCGGCAGCUUUGGUCUUUCUCUCGAGAUAGGGGUGUUCCCGGGUGGCGAUGGUGGAAUCAGGUUUCUUCCACGAAGCAGUUGCCUAUUUUCGCCAUCCUCCUUACAGUGACCGUCGCUGUGUUGCUUUCCCUGAUUAACCUUGGUUCCGAUACUGCUAUGGAGGACAUUGUGUCCAUGGCAGUGUCGGGUAUCUACCUCUCUUACCUCAUGGUUUCUGUUUUGCUCUUUUACCGCCGCAUCCGUGGCGACAUCUCCCGAUAUAAUGACAACGAGGAUGAUAUUGUCAACGUGCCCGGUGCAAAGCUUGUCUGGGGACCGUUCCAUUGCCCCGGCAUCAUUGGUACCGUGAUCAAUGGGUAUGCGAUCAUCUACAUCAGCAUCGUCGUCUUUUUUAGCUUCUGGCCAAGUAAAAUGGACCCAACAGUGGAGACGAUGAACUGGAGCAUUCUGGCAAUCGGAGGCAGCGUCUUCCUUGCCAUUAUAUACUACGUUGUGCGCGCCCGACACGUCUACAAGGGUCCUAUUGUGGAAGUCUCCUUGUAG
Messenger RNA from Penicillium arizonense, 1593 nucleotides. RefSeq lists its product as uncharacterized. Gene Ontology annotation, molecular function: transmembrane transporter activity. Gene Ontology annotation, cellular component: membrane. The transcript has 8 exons. Gene Ontology annotation, biological process: transmembrane transport. Lineage: Eukaryota; Fungi; Ascomycota; Eurotiomycetes; Eurotiales; Aspergillaceae. The record is from RefSeq and is a predicted model, not a curated record. The coding region runs from base 1 to 1593 and encodes 530 amino acids.